Saxophila tyrrhenica is the source of this 1689-nucleotide messenger RNA. RefSeq lists its product as uncharacterized. Bases 1 to 1689 code for a protein of 562 amino acids. The transcript has 5 exons. The record is from RefSeq and is a predicted model, not a curated record. NCBI's taxonomy places the organism in Eukaryota, Fungi, Ascomycota, Dothideomycetes, Mycosphaerellales, Extremaceae.
AUGGCUUCCUUCAUCUCCAAAGCAGCGCUACUAACAGUAGCGUGGACGAAGCUCCUUCAGCCAGUCUUCGCAGCACCGUCGAAGAGCUCUCUCCCCAUCGUCGACCUAGGCUAUGAGCGCCAUCAAGCGGCCUACCAGAACUCCACAGGCAACUACUACAGCUUCUCAAACAUCCGUUACGCGGCGCCUCCAGUCGGGGACCUACGGUUCAGAGCUCCUCAGCCUCCCAAGCGGAAUCGAGGUGAGGUGCAGACGGGUGAACAGGACCGAAUCUGUCCUCAAGCUCAGCCCGCUUGGGGCCUGAUUAGUGGGCAAUUCAUCCCGGAGUAUCUCGCAGGACAGACCGAGUUCAACUCGUCUUCGUUCAACACCAGCACUGGCUCCGGCGGGCUGCCACAGGUUGACUCUAGGACAACCGAGGACUGUCUCUUCCUGGAUGUUGUCGUGCCGAAGGGGAUAUUCGACAAUGUCGGAAAGGGUUCCGGGGCGCCAGUUCUUGUGUGGAUCUACGGAGGCGGCUACACUGCAGGUGAAAAGUCCGGUGGCGCGGAUCCCGCUGGGCUCAUCCGUAGAAGCACCAACAAGGCGGCGACUGGCGUAAUUUACGUGAGCAUGAACUACCGCUUGGGGGCCUUCGGAUGGCUGUCUGGACCAUCUCUACAAGCCGACGGCACCGCGAACGCUGGUCUGCACGAUCAGCGAUUUGCACUUGAGUGGAUCCAGAAGAACAUCAAGAAGUUCGGUGGAGAUCCCUCUCGAGUGACCGUCUUUGGCGAAAGCGCUGGCGGCGGUUCCAUCAUGCAUCAGAUGACUGCCUACGGAGGCAGGAAGCCCGUGCCGUUCAACCAGGUCGUACCUCAGUCGCCUGGAUUCCUGCCAAUCGUGUCGAACCAGCAGCAAGAACAAACGCUGAAUGACUUCCUCGCUCUGGCGAAUGUCUCGACCAUCGCGGAGGCCAGGAAGCUGUCGUUCACGCAGCUCCUAAUUGCGAACACAAUCCAGGUCGGUUUGGCUGAUUAUGGUGGAUUUGUCUACGGACCUACAGUGGACGGCGACUUCGUUCCGGCAACACCGGGAGAGCUCUUCUUGCAUGGCGAAUACGCCAAAAACUUGAAGGUCAUGGUGGGUCACAACGCAAAUGAAGGACUUUUGUUCACCUCACCUUUCAUCCAAAACAACACCGCGUUCAGGCAAUACCUUCUCAGGUCCCUGCCUACCCUCCGAGCGUGGCCUUCUGUGACGAAGUACAUCACGAAGACACUCUACCCGCCUGUGUUCGACGGCAGCCAGGCACAAGGAUAUACCGAUCAGAUCGGACGUGCGUCGGCUGUCGCCGCUGAGCUCUCAUUUACCUGCAACACCUUCUACCUCGACAAGGCGUACAACAAUCAGACGUAUUCCUACUUCUUUACCGUUCCUCCGGCACUUCACGGCCAGGAUAUUGCCUACACGUACUACAACGGACCCGACCCCGAGAACGUGCAGAACCCGCAGAUUGCCAUUGCGCUGCAGGAAUACAUCACGAGCUUCGCUAUGGAUGGCAAUCCCAACGAGCGUGGCGUGCCGCACUUCCCGAUGUACGGGGACGAUGCAACGGUUCAGGUGUUGAAUGCUACGGGUAUCUCGCAGUUGAUGGAUCCGACCGCUAAUUACCGUUGCAAUUGGUGGCAGAAGGCGUUGUAUGCGUAG